AUGCGAGAAGCCCUGGAAUGUGGUACAUACUUAAUCCCAGAGCCGCAGUAUACGGAAACCCUCGACAGCCUACAACUCCUCCUUGCAGAGCCGGUUCAGAUGGAGACGCGCCCACCACCUCCACCACCACCACUGCACACUAAGGACCAAGAAGAAGGAGAAGGAAGUAGCCUUCCCCAACAGGAGGAAGGCAGCGGAAUGUUCCAUCCCUUUCUCAAAGUCCUACCGCCACCUGGCCAGGGACUGGACGCAUGGACCAUCCUUUUGGUCUGGUGGGAGCGGGUGCAAGUCAGCGAAACGCAAGUUAUUGAUGUUAUCAAGCAAGGAGCAGGGGAACAUCCAGAAACACCUGCUAUAAGCACAUUGGAAAAACGCAUUGAGGAGCUCGGCCACCGAUUUGUGAUCGAGCGUGCCGUGGCUGAAGGAGCCAAACGUGCCAUCAAUGCAUUCGAUCAUGGAAAGCCACUUGCUGAGGAGCAAAGGGCACAUAAGAAAGCUCAAUCAAUAUUAAACCAGGCAAAUGAAAAGCUGGACCUCCUUAAAUAUUCCAUGGAGGAACUAGUGAAAGAACUUCCUGAUAGCCAUCCCAGGAAGAGUAUUACCACCAAGGAAUUGUUCCUCAAUUCUGACAUAUCCAAGCCCACAGCACUAACGGGUACCCUGAAAGUGCGAGUAAAGGGCUGUCACAAUAUUCUGGAGAAUGUACCUGGCAGACUAAAAGACCCGUCAGUUGUUCUCCCAGGAAGGAGGACACGUCGUGGAAGAUUCUCAUUAAUGAGCCGGAUUAGAAGAAACAACCGUGUCUGCAGUCAAAACACCCAAGAGACUGUUGACUUUUCCAACGAGGUCCGUGCUCUGCUGAAAAUUGACCAGAUUCCAGUGGGUUCAACCAGUUGGAAAACUGUGUCUAAUCCAUCCUGGAAUGAGACAUUUAAACUGGAGUUAAAUAAGUCUCGGGAGUUAGAAUUAUCUUUAUAUUGGCACGAUCGGAGAUCACUGUGUGCCACAAAGACGCUGAAGUUGGAAGAAUUCCUGGUGAACCGGAAGCAGGAACUGUGUCUACAGCUGGAGCCACAGGGCACCCUUUUCAUCAAGGUGACAUUUUCCAAUGCUUCCAUCCAGAAAAGGCCAAAACUUCAGACAAUUCAGACAUUCUUCUCCAAAAAACAAGAAGAGACCUUCCAGCCCACUGCAGAGGAGGAUACAGCUAUUGAUGUCCUUCCAUUGCCAGUAUCAGACACUGAGAGCGUGGUUCCAUCACCACCAGCUGUCGAUACCGAUGCAGAAGAAACCAUCAAGUCCACAUCAGAGGAGGAUAUAACAUCUGACGUUCUUCCAUUGCCAGUAUCGGACACUGAGAGCGUGGUUCAAUCACUGCCUACUCUCGCUAACGAUACUGAACAGACCAUCCAAUCAGCUUCUGAGGAGGAUAUAAUAUCUGGCAGUCUUCCAUUGCCAGUAUCGGACACUGAGAGCGUGGUUCUAUCACCGCCCGCUGUCGAUAUCGAUGAUGAAGAGAUUAUCCAAUCAGCAUCUGAGGAGGAUAUAGUAUUCAGUAGUCUUCCAUUGCCAGUAUCAGACACAGAGAGCGUGGUUCCAUCACCGCCCGCUGUCGAAACCAAUACUGAAGAGAUUAUCCAAUCAGCAUCUGAGGAGGAUAUAGUUUUCAGUAGUCUUCCAUUGCCAGUAUCGGACACUGAGAGCGUGGUUCAAUCACUGCCUACUGUCGCUAACGAUACUGAACAGACCAUCCAAUCAGCUUCUGAGGAGGAUAUAAUAUCUGGCAGUCUUCCAUUGCCAGUAUCAGACACUGAGAGCGUGGUUCCAUCACCACCAGCUGUCGAUACCGAUGCAGAAGAAACCAUCAAGUCCACAUCAGAGGAGGAUAUAACAUCUGACGUUCUUCCAUUGCCAGUAUCGGACACUGAGAGCGUGGUUCAAUCACUGCCUACUGUCGCUAACGAUACUGAACAGACCAUCCAAUCAGCUUCUGAGGAGGAUAUAAUAUCUGGCAGUCUUCCAUUGCCAGUAUCGGACACUGAGAGCAUGGUUCUAUCACCGCCCGCUGUCGAUACCGAUGAUGAAGAGAUUAUCCAAUCAGCAUCUGAGGAUUAUAUAGUAUUCAGUAGUCUUCCAUUGCCAGUAUCAGACACAGAGAGCGUGGUUCCAUCACCACCCGCUGUCGAUACCAAUACUGAAGAGAUUAUCCAAUCAGCAUCUGAGAAGGAUAUAGUAUUCAGUAGUCUUCCAUUGCCAGUAUCAGACACGGAGAGCGUGGUUCCAUCACCGCCCGCUGUCAAUAUCGAUACUGAAGAAACUAUCCACUCAGUAUCUGAGGAGGAUAUAAUAUCUGGCAGUCUUCCAUUGCCAGUAUUUGACACCAAUAGCGUGGAGUCAUCACCACCCACUGACAAUACUGAAUCACAAGAGACCAGCCAAUCGGUGUCAGAGGAUGGAGCUAUUGACGUUCUUCCAUUGCCAGUGUUUAACACUGAGAGCCAAGAGUCAUCAUGGUCAAUUAGCGUUUCUCCUGUAGAAACAUCGGACACUGAAUCUGAACCAGAAGAGUCUCCUGUUGCAUAUCGUACAUCUUUUUGCAGCGAUCAGCCAGGACUUCAUGUUAUAAUCCCAGAUAUUUUGUCUCAGGAUUAUGGAGCAGGACAAGACUAUUCUAGGAACUACACUCCAAGCCAAGUGCCAUGUAAUACACCUCUACAUGAUGGCAGAGUGUCCAAUCAGGAAAACAGUGUCCUUCAAGAUCUGGAACAGUCUCAGGACCGACGCAUUCAGCGAGGAGUACAACUGAGCCUCGAUGAUUUCCAAUGUCUCUCUGUGCUGGGCAGAGGACAUUUUGGAAAGGUUCUACUUGUUAACUACAAAGGUACAAACACCAUGUUCGCCCUAAAAGUCCAGAAAAAACGAAAGAUAAUUGCAUCUGAUUCUAUCGACUGUCUUAAAUAUGAGAAGAACAUCUUUCAGACCAUAAGCAGCACACAACACCCAUUCCUUGUGAAUUUGAUUGCAAGUUUCCAGACUGAAGAUCUUGUCUGCUUUGUAAUGGAAUAUGCCGCUGGUGGAGAUCUAAUGUCAACUCUUUAUAACAACAUGGCAUCUUUUACAGAAAGCAGAGCUAUGUUUUAUGCGGCCUGUUGUGUGCUCGGCCUCGAAUUUUUACAUCAGAACAAGAUUGCUCACAGAGAUCUUAAAUUGCGGAAUAUUGUUGUAGACAAGGACGGUUACGCCAAAAUUACCGACUUUGGUCUUAGCAAACAAGGGAUGGGAUUCCUCGAUAGAACCAACUCUUUCUGUGGCACACUGGAAUACAUGGCACCGGAAAUAUUUGAGAGAAGACCGUACACAAGAUCUGUUGAUUGGUGGAGUCUGGGCGUAGUAAUUUAUGCAAUGCUGUGUGGAAGGUUUCCCUUUAAAGGUAAAGAUCGAGAGAAAGAGAUAUCGUAUAAGGUUGUAAACACCGAACCUGACUAUCCGGAGUUCCUGUCUGUAGAAGCGUUUUCAAUAAUAAAAAGUGGACUAGACUGGAGUGCGUUAUUUUCUAAAAACAUCAUACAUCCGUUUGUACCAUCCAUUGCCGGACCAGAGGACGUCAGUCAUUUCGACAGAGCUUUUACAACACUGGACCCCAUUCUAACACCACCGGAAGAAUCACCUUUAGAAGACCAAGACCUGUUCCAAGAUUUCGACUGGGUGGCCGAUUGGAUUUGA
Molecule: messenger RNA, 3723 nt
Organism: Pelobates fuscus (common spadefoot toad)
Lineage: Eukaryota; Metazoa; Chordata; Amphibia; Anura; Pelobatidae
Product: serine/threonine-protein kinase N2-like
Exons: 21
Coding region: 1-3723 (1240 amino acids)
Biological process (GO): signal transduction; protein phosphorylation
Cellular component (GO): cytoplasm; nucleus
Molecular function (GO): protein serine/threonine kinase activity; ATP binding
Source: RefSeq, a predicted model, not a curated record